Messenger RNA from Schizophyllum commune H4-8, 1062 nucleotides. RefSeq lists its product as uncharacterized. Bases 1 to 1062 code for a protein of 353 amino acids. NCBI's taxonomy places the organism in Eukaryota, Fungi, Basidiomycota, Agaricomycetes, Agaricales, Schizophyllaceae. The transcript is spliced from 5 exons. The record is from RefSeq and is a predicted model, not a curated record.
AUGACUUCGACCGCUAUAACAUUCUCCGAAGGUCUCGAUGGGCAGGACGAUCACCUCGAUGACCUGCUGUCGCUGUGGGAGCAAGCGCAAGUUUCCUGCAUGGAACCAGCCAGCUCCCCUCAAACGGACCUGAUCAGCUUUGCGCAGGAUGCUGCGUACUUCUCCGUCGUCGACAUCAAGCAUGGGGCUCCAUCUAACGACGGUACCCCUUCCUCUGAGUCCGAGUCGGAUGGCUUUACUAGCGGAAACCCUGGUCCUUCGCAACCGCCCAGAAUGGAGCCUCUCUCCCCUCGACAAGCCGAAGAGACUCAGCGCCUUAUUGAGGAGCUGUUCGACAUCGUCAGAGAUCGCCAGAGCAGAGGAUCUUCGCAGGCGCGGACACCAUCGGAGCCUGAGGAGCUCCCAAAAGGGAUCGCGGGCUUCGUGUACCUGGUCAGCGCUGGAGGAGAUGAGCCUAGGCACAUCCUUAACAUCGGUCUAAGUGCACACCGCGUUCAGGCGCAUGUACUGGGUGGACUGGGCGAAACCGAGGUGCAGGCCGCUCUAGCAUUAUUUGGGAAACUUCUUGUCCGAUGCUGGAGUACUCUCCAAACCGACUCCUCAGCAUGGUACUCAUGGCAGCUCUUCAGAGGCUUCUCUAACGAAGGCACGCGCCGUAUGGCAUUCUGGAUCGCGCUGCAGUCCCAGUGGCGAGAUGUGACGACCAUGGCCAUGCUUGACACCGAGUGGGUUAUUCGUCAAAUAUCACAGCGCGCGUCCUGGAGCACUCCGACGGGACUGUGGGGCGCGCUAUAUGAGAAGCAUGCCAAAGAACGGGAGGACCUUCAACGCUGGGUGCAGAGCUUCGGCACAUACCGGCCUUCAAUGCCUCGAGCAUUGAGCGCCGAGACCGUGCGUAACAUGAUCAACGAUGCUGUCUUAUCCAGCGCGUCCGAGUCCGAGUCCGAGGUGUUCCGAGCGUUGGAGAUAUGCGUAGCCAUGGGCCAUGGCGCACCUCCAUGCGCAGAGGAACAAGGAGUAGAUUAUGUCUACUCUUCGCAAGGUCAUGUUGAUGAGAUCUGA